AUGGAUCCUAAUCCACCAAGGCAUCCUMGAGGCCGGGCUCGUGGGCAAUCACAAGUACCACCCCCUAAUCAAGGACAAUCUCGAGGACCUCUUCGUCAUCAAGCACAACUACAAGCACCUCCCCCCAAUCAAGGACAAUCUCGACCUCGAGGACCUCCUCUUAAUCAAGGACUACCACAAAUACCUUCCUCUUAUCGAGAACAAGCACUAACAUUUCAUACAACACAGGCACCGCCAUCAAGGCCACAGCCAAAUAUACCAGAUCAAUUAAAUCCACAACAACAAUUUAGACCACAAAAUGUUGAACAAGUUACGAGUGGAUUAGAAAACUUGAAAACAGGUGGCGCAGAAAAGAUCCAAGGGCAAAAAAUGAAACUGUUGGAAUCAUUAGGAGAAAAAUGUACCAAAAUGUAUAAUUUUUUCAAAUUAAAAAAUGAUACACACAACUCAUCAAAUAAGAAGCUUACAGAAUCUACUGUUUUAUUGAAAAAAAUUCAGAGUAAUUUACAAAAUUCUUAUGUUUCAAUUAUUGCUGACAAAACAAGUGACAUUGGACAUGAAGAACAAUUGUCAAUAGUUGUUUGUUAUUUUGAUUCUGCGACUAAUUGGCGAGUUGAAAGUUUUAUAACAUUAAAAAGGAUGAUUUAUGUUACUGCUAAUUCAAUUUUUCAAACUAUAGAUGACAUUCUAACUAUUGAAUUAGGGUUGCAAUGGACUUCAGUACUUUCAGUAUGUUUUGAUGGUGCAUCAACAAUGAAACAUGAAUUAAACCUUAGUGGUAUUCUUCAACCAAUGUUAGUUUCAAAGAAAAAAAAAUCUUUUAAAAUUCCAGGUGAUGAAUCCAAGUGGGUGUACUUAAUUCCUGAAUUAUGUACUAUGACUGGAUUGACUACUAAGAUGAGAGAUAAUCAUUAUCUCAUGGCUGAUUUAGCAAUGUAUACAAGAAUUGGUCCCACCGAAAGAAUUGGCAGGUAUAAUAAUUUUAUGGAUCAAAUUCUUACUACACCUGAGUCUGCAGAUCUACUAACACAAUGGAAUUUAACAUUAAGUAAUAAACUCGUUACAAUACCUGGUCGUGUAUUGCCACAAGAAAUGCUUCAAGUAAAUGAGCAAAAAUUUUCAACUGGUAAUGAUGCUAAUUGGACAGCACAACUAUGUUCAUCUUCCAUGUUUACUUGUGCUGAAAUAAAGCGUUGGGCAGUUCUAUGUCCAGAAGGAAAUAGUAAUCAACUUAGACAAUUUAUCCAGACUUUACUAAAAGUUGCAAAAAACAUGUCAUUUAAUUUACCGCUACCAGAAAUGUUAGUAUUGAGUUGA
This is a messenger RNA of Diuraphis noxia (Russian wheat aphid), 1317 nucleotides long. Its product is annotated as piwi-like protein Siwi. The record is from RefSeq and is a predicted model, not a curated record. Gene Ontology annotation, molecular function: protein binding; RNA binding. NCBI's taxonomy places the organism in Eukaryota, Metazoa, Arthropoda, Insecta, Hemiptera, Aphididae.